Messenger RNA from Aspergillus uvarum CBS 121591, 2246 nucleotides. Its product is annotated as putative lysophospholipase. The coding region runs from base 243 to 1955 and encodes 570 amino acids. Gene Ontology annotation, molecular function: protein binding; asparaginase activity. The record is from RefSeq and is a predicted model, not a curated record. Lineage: Eukaryota; Fungi; Ascomycota; Eurotiomycetes; Eurotiales; Aspergillaceae. The transcript has 3 exons.
CUCAAAACCACCUGCCUGUGACCCCAACAAGAAAUAAAGUGGGUUGGAGGCCUGGACUUUUUCCGAUACAGUUUAAAAAAGUAACUUUGAGCUUCACUCCAAAAACACAAACCUGCCUGAAGGGGAAGGCCCCGCAUUCUUAUUUGCUAUUGCCCCUCCCCGCGACCCUUACUUUUUUCUCUCCUUCCUCUCUCCACGGCAGCUCUGGCUUGAAACAACACAACACGAUCGGAUAAUACAAAAUGCGAUCGACAUCAGAGUUGACCAACAUGGUGUCCUUGAACGGCGCGCUGCCGGAACUGGCCGAGCAGCAGCCCGAGGAUUCCGUCCCCGAGUCGCGCGUCCUCAUCAUCAUGACCGGAGGUACCAUCUGUAUGCGACAAUCCCCGUCCGGUUUCGUACCUGCCCGAGGUUUCCAGGAACAGUGUCUCGCUCGAGUUCCGACCUUUAAUGAUGGUUCGCACCCGAGCAUGAUGGACGUGGUGGUGAACGCCGACAAAGAGGUGAAGGGCCACCCGAGUCUGCGCACCCCCGUCACCGCAUACGGGCGGCGAGUGCGAUACACCGUGUUCGAAUUCGAGGAGUUGCUGGACAGUAGCUCGAUCGAUGCGAAGGGUUGGGCAGAAAUCGCCCGGACCAUCGAGCGGAACUACACGCGGUUCGACGGAUUCGUCGUGCUGCACGGCACAGACAGUCUGGCGUAUACGUGCUCGGCGCUCAGCUUCAUGCUGCAGAACCUUGGAAAGCCGGUCGUCCUCACGGGAGCCCAGGCCCCCAUGCUCGAGUUGCAAAACGACGCCACGGACAACCUUCUCGGAUCACUCGUUGUGGCCGGCCACUUCAUGAUCCCGGAAGUCUGUCUGUACUUCAACAAUCGCCUGUUCCGCGGCAACCGAUCGUGCAAGGUGGCUGCCAGUGACUUCGCCGCCUUUAACUCUCCGAAUUGCCCCCCGUUGGCGGUCACGACGUCGAUGCGCACAAAUGUUGAUUGGGAGUUGGUAAAUCGACCCAAGAGCCUGGAUCAUUUCAGCAUUCAGACCAACCUCGACACCACGCACGUCGCCUGCUUGCGGAUCUUCCCAGGUAUCAAGCCGGAGAUGGUGGAUGCUGUGCUGAAGCUCGACGGGCUCCGUGGAUUGGUCCUGGAGACCUUUGGUGCUGGAAAUGCACCCAGCGGGCAAGACAAUGCCAUGACGAACGUGCUGGCUGCUGCCAUCCAGAGAGGGAUUGUCAUUGUCAAUGUCACUCAAUGUCUCACGGGAAGUGUCAGCCCCGUCUAUGCUCCGGGUAUGAGCCUGUCACGCGCAGGUGUGGUCGCAGGACUCGACCUGACUACGGAAGCGGCGUUGACGAAGCUAGCGUAUCUCCUGGCCUUGCCCGAUUCCACCCCCGAAUGGGUCGCGAAGAACAUGUCCGUCUCUCUGCGUGGAGAACUGACUGAGGUAUCGCAACCUGUGUUCCGUCACCCAGACGGUGCUCUUCCGGAGCGCGUGCAGUCACUGACCGUGCUGGGUUACGCGAUUGCCCAGGGGGAUAUCGAACGGGUGAAGGAGAUCGUAACCAGAGAGCAUCACUGGCUGCUCAAUGACGCCGACUACUCUGGCAACACUCCGAUCCAUCUGGCGGCAACCUCACCAUCUGUCGAGAUCCUUCGAUACCUCCUGCUCCAGGGUGGCUCAGUACACAUCCGGAACCGCAACGGCCGCACGCCGCUGUUCUUGGCGGCCAACGCUGGACUGUCUGAGCACGUGCUGUUGCUCCGGAAGUCAGGAGGACACUUGCAUUCUGAUGAACGGACGGCGGCGCAGCUGCUCGCGCGACGACGCCCAGCAGUGUGGGGCUUGGCCGGCAUUGGACCGCGGGAGGUCAGCGAUCGGGAGCUGGAGGAGAUCGACGAUGAGGGCACUUCUCUAGGACGCACGGCGGAGAUUCUGAUGGCUGGAUCAGCACCUUGAACAUAGACCCGAUCUCAAUUACAGGUGUGCUUUGGAGCUAAUGCGGGUGCAAGGACUGGGCUUGACUUUUGGCCGCGUGAACGCUUGAUAAAGCAGUGCGGCGGGUGCGAAUGACGGCUUGGGUGGGUGCUCGGGCUUAUUUCCAGUUAUGUCUCUCGUCUCUAUAGUUUACAAUCUCUAGAUGGUCCUAGAUUGUCUUGAUUAUCCUGUCGCUAUGCAGUUGUGACUAGUAUGAGACAGGCGAGACCGUGGCUUAUACAUUGCAUAUUACCCGAUCGUGCCAGCACCAGC